This is a messenger RNA of Nerophis ophidion (straightnose pipefish), 1232 nucleotides long. RefSeq names its product EEF1A lysine methyltransferase 3-like. The transcript is spliced from 3 exons. Lineage: Eukaryota; Metazoa; Chordata; Actinopteri; Syngnathiformes; Syngnathidae. The coding region runs from base 72 to 734 and encodes 220 amino acids. Gene Ontology annotation, molecular function: protein-lysine N-methyltransferase activity. Gene Ontology annotation, cellular component: cytosol; cytoplasm. The record is from RefSeq and is a predicted model, not a curated record. Gene Ontology annotation, biological process: peptidyl-lysine methylation.
GAAAUGGACUUGGAACUUUUCAGCGAGCGGUUGAUUCCAAACAUUUUGUUUGCUUCCAUUCAUGAAUCAUCAUGAAUUAUUUGGGCGACGCCUUUCCAGCAGACACCUGCCUGUUCGCCGACACAUUCCCCGAAGACACAGUUUACAAGAUAAUGGGCCAAGAGCUGACGAUCACGCAGCAUUUUGGUGCCAACCUCGGCGUGGCGGCUCCGGUGUGGGAGGCGGCGCUACAUCUGUGUCACUACUUCGAGGAGCAUCGUAUGGAGUGGCGUGGGAAACGUGUCAUCGAGCUGGGAGCGGGGACCGGUGUGGUUGGAAUUGUGGCUGCUCGUCUAGGUGCAGACGUGACGCUCACAGACCUGCCAACCACCGUGCCGCAGCUGCAAGACAACAUCUGGGCCAACAUGCCGUCCAGCGGGUGGCCUUCCUCCCCGCCCGCCGCCCUCCCCCUGCGCUGGGGCCGGGACCAGCGGAAGUUCCCCUCGGACUGGGACUUGGUGCUGGGCGCGGACAUCGUCUACCUGCCCGAGACGUACCCGCUGCUGAUGGACACCUUGGUGCACCUGUGCAAGAACAAGGCGCAGCUUUACCUGGCGUCCAAGAUGCGAAGCGAGCACGAGACGCCGCGCUUCUUUGAGGAAGUUCUCCCGGGGAGGUUCCAGGUGCAGCUGGCGCACCGCGACCACCACCACAACAUCAACAUCUACAGAGCAGCUCUGGACAAGGAGCACUAGACCGAGGAGUCACUUCCUGGUUUUAGACUUCAGGAACCUUUUUGUAUCAAUUGGAACAUUACCUUUCUGCCAGGUGUCUUCACACCAACCGUGUGGGGAACUGCACUCUCUCUCACUUUUUGGAUUCCUAAACAGUGACUGUGUGGCUUCACUCCGGGUACUCAGACCUCCUCCCACUUCCAAAGACAUGCACCUGGGGAUAGGCCCCUCCCACUUCCAAAGACAUGCACCUGGGGAUAGGCCCCUCCCACUUCCAAAGGCAUGCACCUGGGGAUAGGCCCCUCCCACCUCCAAAGACAUGCACCUGGGGAUAGGUUGAUUGGCAACACUAAAUUGGCCCUAGUGUGUGAAUGUGAGUGUGAAUGUUGUCUAUCUGUGUUGGCCCUGCGAUGAGGUGGCGACUUGUCCAGGGUGUACCCCGCCUUCCGCCCGAUUGUAGCUGAGAUAAGCGCCAGCGACCCCAAAAGGGAAUAAGCGGUAGAAAAUGGAUAUAUAUAU